Molecule: messenger RNA, 783 nt
Organism: Vanderwaltozyma polyspora DSM 70294
Lineage: Eukaryota; Fungi; Ascomycota; Saccharomycetes; Saccharomycetales; Saccharomycetaceae
Gene: YIP1
Product: transporter YIP1
Exons: 1
Coding region: 1-783 (260 amino acids)
Biological process (GO): vesicle fusion with Golgi apparatus; endoplasmic reticulum to Golgi vesicle-mediated transport
Cellular component (GO): trans-Golgi network; membrane
Source: RefSeq, a predicted model, not a curated record
AUGUCAUAUUAUCAAAACAAUAAUUUUAAUCCAAAUGGUGGGUUUCAAAAUAUGAACAAUCAGAACAAUAUGUCUGGUUUCUAUCAACCUUCUAAUCAAUUUUCCUUCCCACAAGGAUCCAUGUCCUUUGGUAACAAUCCAUCUGGAAAUCAAGGCAAUGAUUCUAAUGGCCUAGGUGUUGAACCAGAUCCUUUACCAAGAGGUAUAUUGUAUGCAUUCUCUACAAAGGGUUAUCCCCAUGAGCCUCCAUUAUUGGAAGAAAUAGGGAUCAAUUUCGAUCAUAUUGUAACAAAGACAAAAUUGGUGCUCAUACCAACAUUUUCUCAAAAUGUUUUAUCACAAGAAAUAUUAAAUGAUUCUGAUCUUUCAGGUCCAUUAUUAUUCUUCUUACUAUUUGGAUUAUUUUUAUUAAUGGCUGGUAAAGUGCAUUUCGGUUACAUAUACGGUGUUGCAUUAUUUGGUACUGUGUCCUUACAUAAUUUAUCGAAAUUUAUGAACUCUUCACAGCCUUCCACUUCACAAUCAAAAUUACAAUUUUUUAAUACGGCGUCAAUCCUAGGUUAUUGUUUCUUGCCAUUAUGCUUCCUAUCAGCCAUUGGUAUCUUCAUUUCAUUAAAUAACACCUUGGGUUACGUCAUGGGUUCAUUUUUUGUCUUCUGGAGUACUUGGUCUUCUUCAGGCUUCUUGAACUCUCUUUUACAAUUACAUCAUGCAAGAGCUUUAAUUGCUUACCCAUUGUUAAUAUUUUAUAGUGUAUUUGCCCUGAUGGCAAUAUUCGUUUAA